AUGGAUUCUGUCGCGUCGUGGGGCAAUGAGUCCCUGGUCUCCGUCGACGAGGAGAUCUUCGAUCUGAUCGAGAAGGAGAAGAGGCGGCAAUGCCGGGGGAUCGAGCUAAUCGCCUCCGAGAACUUCACAUCUUUCGCGGUGAUCGAGGCCCUCGGCAGCGCCCUCACCAACAAGUACUCCGAGGGCAUGCCUGGGAACCGCUACUACGGUGGAAACGAAUUCAUCGACCAGAUCGAGAACCUGUGCCGCGACCGCGCCCUCAAGGCUUUCCACCUGGAUCCCGCUGCCUGGGGAGUCAAUGUCCAGCCCUACUCCGGUAGUCCGGCGAACUUCGCUGCUUACACCGCGCUCCUCAACCCCCACGACCGCAUCAUGGGGCUAGAUCUCCCUUCCGGCGGCCACCUGACCCACGGCUACUACACUUCCGGCGGCAAGAAGAUCUCUGCCACCUCCAUCUACUUUGAGAGCUUGCCGUAUAAGGUGAACCCCGAGAGUGGGUACAUCGAUUACGACAGGCUCGAGGAGAAGGCUCUCGACUUCCGCCCCAAGUUGAUCAUCUGUGGAGGCAGCGCCUACCCCAGGGACUGGGACUACGCGCGGUUCAGGGCCAUUGCUGACAAGUGCGGCGCCUUGCUCCUGUGCGAUAUGGCUCACAUCAGCGGUCUCGUCGCUGCUCAGGUGCGAUCCUCUUCUCCUCCCCAUCCAACUUCACCCUGGUUUUCUAUCAUUUUUUGCCUGCUUUCUCCAUUGCGAAGAUUAUAGUUCUGUCCAUCAGAUCUGAGAUUUGACUCAGAUUAGUGUGUGGGAAGUGGAGAAAGACGUAGCAUUUCUCACGAUUUACGGGUGCUCGUGAAGUGCUUGGCCGUUUAGAUCUGUACGUGAGUAGAUCUCAAGUGAUUUGAUGUACCUUGAUCUAGUGUUCCCUGGAACACGUGCCGAAUAUGACGAGAAGGGGCAAUCAAUUUCGGUUCGGAGUCAGAUCCCGAUUUAAAUCUACUUUUUCGCAUCGAUACCCCUUCUUUUCUUCUGUGAUUCAUUUAUUUCAGAGUGUUCUAAUUGCUAUUCAUAGACGUAUUGCUGUAGUCUAGGACUUCUUAAAAUAAAUUCAAAAUCAUGUUUUGUUUCUCAUGUACAUUUAUGCUACAUGCGAAGUCGAAUGAUGUUAAUUCUGGGGCAAAAGAUCGUUGGGUGGCACCUAGAGAUCUGACCUUAAUGAUCUUUAUGAAUGUCAAGCAUUAACUCUGGACCGUCAAUCUUUUCUUCUUCAGGAAGCUGCAAAUCCAUUUGAAUAUUGUGAUGUAGUAACGACCACCACCCACAAGAGCCUCAGGGGCCCAAGAUCCGGCAUGAUUUUCUACAGGAAGGGACCAAAGCCACCAAAGAAGGGCCAGCCCGAGGGUGCAGUUUAUGAUUUCGAGGAUAAAAUCAACUUCGCUGUGUUCCCAUCUCUCCAAGGAGGCCCCCACAACAAUACCAUCGCGGCACUUGCUGUUGCCCUGAAACAGGCCAACACACCGGGCUUCAAGGCCUACGCCAAGCAGGUCAAGGCCAACGCUGCCGCACUUGGCCAGUACCUUGUUAGCAAGGGAUACAAGCUUGUUACUGGCGGAACUGAGAACCACCUUGUGCUCUGGGAUCUCAGGCCCCUCGGUUUGACCGGUAAGAACUAGCUCAUUCCUCUCCCUGGGACCCAUUCCCGCCUUAACUGUAUACAUUUUAGGGAAGCUUGAUUUACUUAUCGGCAUGUUCACAGGCAACAAGGUCGAGAAGGUUUGUGAUCUCUGCAAUAUCACGCUCAACAAGAACGCCGUCUUUGGGGACAGCAGUGCCCUGGCCCCUGGUGGCGUCAGAAUUGGUAAAAGCACUUUUCUUUUUCCUCGCCUUCCUCUCUGCAUUAUCUAAUCGGACUGCCCUUAAAGUCUCUUUUAAAUAUUUCAAAAGAAAAAACAAGAUUGGCUAAGAAAAUAGUUCUAGUUAUCAAACGAAUAAUGAAAGAAUUUGAAAAACUAAACCCAAUAAAUAUAAAUAAUUUCAGUCGGUCCAAAGACCAGAUUCCCCCACAUUUUGUGGAUCCGAUCUUCCAGAAACUGAGCUCCUCUAAUUCCCCCAUUCUAUGGAUCGGAUCCCCUCCCCCCCUCAAGCUCCAAGCUCGCUCCCCCUCUCAGCUGCUCUCCACUCUCUCUGGUGUUUCUAUUCUUGGAACCAUUUUCUGAUUCUAUCUACGAUUCCGUCUGCAGGUGCUCCCGCGAUGACGUCGAGGGGCCUGCUCGAGAAGGACUUCGAGCAGAUCGCCGAGUUCCUCCACCAGGCGGUGACCGUCACCCUGAACAUCCAGAAGGAGCACGGGAAGCUCCUCAAGGACUUCAACAAGGGCCUGCCUAACAACAAGGAGAUCGAGGCCCUCAAGGCGGCCGUCGAGAAGUUCUCCGCCUCCUACGACAUGCCCGGCUUCCUCGUGUCCGAGAUGAAGUACAAGGACUAG
Molecule: messenger RNA, 2482 nt
Organism: Spirodela intermedia
Lineage: Eukaryota; Viridiplantae; Streptophyta; Magnoliopsida; Alismatales; Araceae
Source: the annotation of a GenBank genome assembly